AUCACUAUAACAGAAAUAUUUAGACACUACUGAAUCAUUUGGGGUGAUGGGUUAAAAGCAGAGGCUCAGUUUCGUUGUAUCUCAGUGUUACAAUGACAAUAAGGACCAUAAAAUAAAAAUAAAAAUAAGGCAAUACCAAGAGACAAUAUAAUUUAAAGUCUCAUUACUGGUAAAUUAAAGUUCUAAUUGCGUUCAGAGUAAACGCGCCAUCGAAAUUGAAUAUUCCUCAUCAAUGAGUGGCUUAAACCUAGCGUGGACGCGCACCGCGUCUGGAGCACAGACUCAGACACGCGGUGACGCGCCUGCCCAGACAGUGGCCUGAGCGCGGGAGCUCGGUCGGGGCCACGUAGCGGCGCUGGAGGAGGAGGACGUACGGGUGCAGACACCUUAGCAGCCCGCACCAUCAACAAACCCUCUCCUGCAAUAUUAAAACCCUCCAAAAGGCUACUGACAUUUUCGAACAAAUGCAUAUCCGCCUCCAAAGCAGAGGAGGAGGCUGGCAAACAGGAGAAGUGCGUGUUCAGUCCAGAAUCUGUGCAACUCCGAUUGCACGGAGGGAGGUCGCUCUUCUGCACGAAGGUAAUCCGCUGUUUAAGAAUAUUCACGUCAGAGAGAAAGCCCUUACUACAGUUUUAUGUCUCCAGCUUAGCUUGGCUUUUUCUGGUCUUAUUUCUGAAGACACCAGCACAUUGGAACGAAGCGGUCCUCAGAGAAAGUGCGUCUGAUCUGACCUCAAAUGUUCAUCAACAAAGUUUUGGCUUUUCUUCUGCUAUUUUUAAAUACAUGAAUCUAAACGUUAAAGAGUUUGUAUGUCUUUCCAAAAAUGUUCCCUACCAUGGACGACAUGGAUGCUCUCUUUGAAUCAGGUUGACCAUUUCUCACUUCAUCCCCUCCUUCCUGUCUCUUUAGUAGAGGGAGGGUGGGGGAUUAGUGUGGCGCCCCCUGCCUCCCUUAAUAAAAUUCACUUGUCCAACAAGGCAUCAUAACAGCAAAUCUUCUCGACUGCUGUGUCAACCAACAACAUCCCUCUGUUCCCACUCCCUCUUCAUGAAAUCCUUGCAGAGCCUCAAGGAAGAGGUUUCCAUUCCUAGUCUAGGCGGGAUGUCACAGGAAGAAGGUCGUAGGACAACAGUGUCCCAGUCCUAUUUUCACUCCGCUAACCCAGAUCUGGAUCUGACGGGCAAGCUGUAUAAGAGGGAAGUCGGUGGCAAGCCAUAUUCUGUUUUAGUGGACAAUAAAAUGGCGGCCAAAGCAUCCAGCGGAGACCAGAACAUUGGUCAGUUGCCCACACAACAUACCGCUCCGCAGCAACAUCAGCAGUAUUUCAGAGAGGGAGGAGCAAUGCUGGAAGCAGAGAAGCAGGGGUCCCAGGCUGGUAACAAUGGCACUUCUGAUGACACUGAAGACGAUGAUGAGGAAGAGGAGGGUGAGGAUGAAGAAUGUGACGAGGAGGCAUUCAAGCGUGAACAGAUCAUUGUCGAGGUAAACCUGAACAACCAGACCCUUCAUGUAUCCAAGGGUGACAAAACUGGAACAACGCCCGAAGACUCUGAAAGAGCGGGCAGUGAUGACGAAGACGAGGAUGAGGAAGAGGAGGACGAGGAUAGCAUGGAGGAAGAGGAAGAGGAUGAUGAGGAAGAUGAACUUGAAAGCCGAAGAACGAGGUCGAAGAGAGCCCGGAGAUGUGUCAGUAGCACAGCACCUUCUGGUCAGCCACGAAGGAAAAGCCUCAGAUCAUCUCUGAGCACACCUGCCACUGGAAUGACCACCAGGGGGCGACGAAAGCGCCUGGAGGCCCCGAAGAGCAAUCGUAGAUCAGCCAGGUCUGUGCCAACUUCUGCGGGUUCCAUGUCUGCAGGUUCGGGAGGCAAAGGAGAAGCGGAGGAGAAGGAGAUGCUGGCGUGUGAGAAAUGCCCUCGCGUGUUCAACACACGCUGGUACCUGGAGAAGCACAUGAACGUCACACACAGGAGAAUGCAGAUUUGUGACAAGUGCGGCAAAAAGUUUGUCUUAGAGAGUGAGCUGGCCUUACAUCAGCAGACUGACUGUGAGAAGAACAUUCAGUGCGUCUCCUGUAACAAGUCUUUUAAGAAACUGUGGUCACUGCACGAGCACAUAAAAAUUGUGCACGGCUAUGCAGAAAAGAAGUUCUCAUGUGAAAUCUGUGAGAAGAAAUUCUACACAAUGGCUCAUGUCCGUAAGCACAUGGUUGCUCACACCAAGGACAUGCCCUUCACCUGUGAGACAUGUGGAAAGUCAUUUAAACGCAGCAUGUCUUUGAAGGUCCACUCACUCCAGCACUCUGGAGAGAAACCGUUCCGUUGUGAGAACUGUGACGAGCGGUUCCAGUACAAGUACCAGCUGCGCUCACACAUGAGCAUCCACAUCGGGCACAAGCAGUUCAUGUGCCAGUGGUGUGGCAAAGACUUCAACAUGAAACAGUAUUUUGAUGAGCACAUGAAAACACACACAGGAGAGAAGCCUUUCAUUUGUGAGAUCUGUGGAAAGAGCUUCACCAGCCGACCCAACAUGAAGCGCCACCGCCGCACCCACACAGGGGAGAAGCCCUAUCCCUGCGAGGUGUGUGGCCAGCGGUUCCGCUUCUCCAACAUGCUGAAAGCACACAAAGAGAAGUGUUUUCGGGUCACCAGUCCAGUGGUUCUGCAGACCAGCAGCCCGGCCGUGCCUGUCCGCCUUUUCACCAACCCUUUCUCCUCUUCACCGUCGACCACCUCUGGCCCCGGACACUCAGCUGCCCACCCGGCCACCACCUCCACUUCCCUGGGCGUCAGUCCCACGGGAGGGCAAAUGCCUCCGCGAGGCCCAGUGGGACACACGUACUCCAAUGUGCAGAUCCACUCGAAUCCUUCUCACCAUCAUCCUCACCCCCCAACAACACAACAACACCUCUCAAACACAUCCCAACACGCCCCACCUCACCCCCACCAUCACCUGUCUGUCCCCCCGGUUUCACACCUUCCUCCACCCCCUGCGCUUUUCAAGAGUGAGCCCUUAAACCACUGUGGUCAUGAAGACAGUGGCUACCUGCACCACAUGACCCUCUCUGACAAAGGUCCUGGAGCCCCCCAGCACCACUGAACUGUGCUGCGCCACCAUGGGGCCACACAAAACAGCACCUUGUUUUUUGCUUCUAGUCCUGCCUCAGUCUCAUUGUUGCCAGACACAUAAUACAAAAAACAUUUUUAAUCAGCUAUAAAGAGGAAACAAGCUUAGGAUACACCUAGGCGUAGGUGUGAAAGAUUCUGUGACAGACUGAGUUUUCAUUUUAUUUAAGAGUAUAGACCUCCUCUGAGAGAAAAACCAGAUCCAUUGACAAAGAUUUAAAAAACCUUUAAAUUCUUCUCUGGAAGAUUUUCUAAUGAAUUCUACACCAGACACUUUCCGUGCAUACAUUUUGUUUUCCAGCAUUAGCAGCUGAUGGAAGUCACGUAUUUGUACACUAUGUUCAUGGAUGGUUAAACUUCAAUGUCAUCAAACUAUCACCUUUAAUUCAACCUGUCUUAAAGUUGCACAGUGUUGCUUUCUGUGCAGAUCUUUCCCACAGCAAUACUCUUCGUCAAAGUAUGUGAACCGAGGUCUGUGGAGCCUCACAGACGUGGAAUGAAUGUUGUAUCUGGCUCUACUCUGUCGCCGAGCUCUUUUCAGACAUGUAAUUUGAAGAUUGGACAUCAGGGCUAUAAGUGUGAAUGUGUAGGACACCCAGAUGUUGGUAGAGUAAAUAAGUGGAGAGGUCCUGCUUUAUACAUGUACAAGUCAGGCUGUAGUCAUAUCCAUCAAACUUCACAGUUUCUGAUGUGUUUGAAUUUACCCCUCACUCAGACAGUAGCCCCUUUGACACCGACAGUCCAGGAACUUUCUGACCACCUUGAUCCAGACCUGACCAGACAUCUUAAAAACCAGUAAACUAUAGAUUUAGGUCAGGUUGACAUUAUGCAUCAGCUAGUACACAUGCUCAGUGAGCAAAUUAAUGAAUCUUCUUUCUGUACUUUGGUCUUGUAGGAGAAGCCGGAGCAGACGCUGUGGCCUCUCUUUUUUGAGGGACUCAAAGGCGUUGCCUGUACAUUUGAUGCAAAUGCAGAAGGUCCAAGUUCAAAACCAGCUACUGCCCUAAACUCACACUCUUGGUAAAACCUGGGUGAGUGGUUUCAGUCAGGACAUCCACAAUAAUAUUUAAAAAAUCUAAACCAGCAUAGAUGUGUCAUGUUAGCUCCCGUUAACUGUUUGUAGCUCAGAUGCUAAUGCUGUGCUACCACAGCUGCCUUUACAAAGCGCGGAAAGCUCAGCCUCAUUAAUCGGUAAAUCUAUCGCCUUGAGCUACAACGUACAUAGACAUGAACACAUUAUCGUCUGAUAACAUGCAUUCUCCCAACAGUUUAAUCUGGAGCCCAAGUUUAGAGUUUGGAUAUUGUUUAUAACUGACAGAAGUGAAACACCCUGUUUAUUUUGCCAGUGUUGUGCUUUUCUUCCUAGUAUUUUAUAUGACACAAUACACACCAAGGUCACUGGCAUUAUUUGUUCCACACAGGCAGAUUGUUGUGUAAAUGCACAUGCUUGAACGAAGAUAGAACACCAUCAAGGGCAUUCAUCACAUCAUUGGUGUCAGAGGGGCUAAUGUCUGUGUUUGUCAUUUGUCACAGUUCAGAUCCAAAACUCAGGAUGUAUCUCCAAAGAGAGUUCAUGUCUAAAAACAGCUCUGGACUGACCUUAGUUGAAAGCUGAGACUUGCUGUCUGGGUCAACAGAUGUAGGGCAGGAUAAGUGGCCAUAGGUUCCGGAAAGGAAUGUGUUUGUAAGACGUUUAAAAUUUGUAAAUGUUGAGUCUGGACAUCUCUCAGUCUCAGAUUUACAUCAUUUCAAUGGUGCUUCUCAUUCCAGUAUGUAAAAAAAAAAAGUUUCUUAACCUUGCUUUGGCGUCAAAUUUACCAAAAUUGUUAUAUUAAACAUUAGCAGUAUAUAUUGUGA
Molecule: messenger RNA, 4982 nt
Organism: Cynoglossus semilaevis (tongue sole)
Lineage: Eukaryota; Metazoa; Chordata; Actinopteri; Pleuronectiformes; Cynoglossidae
Gene: znf652
Product: zinc finger protein 652
Exons: 6
Coding region: 1048-3099 (683 amino acids)
Biological process (GO): regulation of transcription by RNA polymerase II
Cellular component (GO): nucleus
Molecular function (GO): RNA polymerase II cis-regulatory region sequence-specific DNA binding; DNA-binding transcription activator activity, RNA polymerase II-specific
Source: RefSeq, a predicted model, not a curated record